Messenger RNA from Syngnathus acus (greater pipefish), 2783 nucleotides. RefSeq names its product asteroid homolog 1b (gene aste1b). Bases 347 to 2416 code for a protein of 689 amino acids. The record is from RefSeq and is a predicted model, not a curated record. Lineage: Eukaryota; Metazoa; Chordata; Actinopteri; Syngnathiformes; Syngnathidae. The transcript has 7 exons.
GACAUUGCGAAAAUAACCACUGAUUAAUAUGAAACGACAGAACAAAACUGGCUAGCGCGCAUGCUAACGUCAGUGGAUCUCGCGUUAUUCCGCGAGAUGGCAGAUCGAGGUAUUCUGCUGUUUGUCCGGUAGAGGGCGAUAAUGAACAUCACCAAUCAAAACCUGGAAAAAGAAAAUAGAAGAAAAGGGAGAGGCUUCAAAACAAAACAAGGAAGUACAACGCGGGGUGGAAAAUAAAUCAAGCUUUAAAGUAGACUAAAUGUGCAUCUCUGGAAUUAAAUUCUUUUCAAGGAAGACCUGAGUUUUGUGCAGAUUCACCUCACAGAGGCAAAGAACCUGAGAUCCCAUGGGCGUUCAUGGUCUUACUACCUUUGUGGAAGGAAACCGACAUUUCCUUUUUGAUGUGAAACUCAGAGACAGCCGCCUGGUCAUCGACGGCAGCAGUUUGUAUUUCAAUCUCUACUUGAAACACGGUUUGGACCGACAGCAUGGAGGAGAAUAUGAUGCCUUUGCAUCCUUAGUCCUUGAGUUCGUCUCUGCCCUGCGGGCCUGUAAUAUUGAGCCAUAUGUGAUUCUGGAUGGAGGGAUUGACCCCAGCAACAAGAAAUAUCACACUCUGCAGCAACGCCUGCUGUCCAAAAUAAAAGAAGCAGAGAAUCUCUCUUAUGGCCGCAAUGGCUCGGUCCUCCCCAUCCUAACAAAGCAGGUCUUCAUUGAGGUCCUAAAUCAGAAUAAGGUCCCCUUGGUCCAAAGUCUUGCGGAGGCGGACUGGGACAUUGCCUGUUUGGCUCACCAAUGGAAGUGUCCAGUCCUGAGCAACGACAGUGAUUUUUUUAUUUUUGACCUGCCAGGUGGAUACAUGCCAUGGCAGUUUUUCAACUGGACCAACCUUAACGGGAAAGCAUCUUACCGCUACAUCCCAACUCGGUGCUACACCACCCAGGCUCUCUGCCGCUUUUACGGGGGAAUGAAUCCGGAGUUACUGCCUCUCUUUGCUGUCCUGGCCGGUAAUGAUUACGCUACUCCCAAAGAGGCCGAAAGACUCCUCGAUAUGAUAGAUAGAACAGCUGGCAGCCGGCGGAACCAUAAAUCGUCUUCUUCUCGUGUUGACGUUCUGCUUCGGUGGCUAUCUUCCUUCCCGAGUCCGGCGCAGGCCUUGGCAGAAGUGAAGAGACUCAUGGGGGCUAACAGCGGUGGUGGGCUCAGUACACAACUGAAGGCGCUUAUGAAGGAGUACCAUGUGACCCCUCAAAGCCCCUUUAAUUGUUGGUUCACUGAUUUCAAGGUUCCAGAAGGGCACAAUCAAACAUUACCCAAGGGCUUGUCAGUGGCUGCAACAGGAGCACUUUUGCCAGCCUUAGUGAUUGAUGCUUUGGUCAUGCGCAGGGUGCUCCUCAACCCACAGGUGGAGAACAGCAGGCAACCGAGCAGCCACCGUUGCGCCACACCUAUUCGCCAAGCUAUUUAUGGGAUAUUACUACUCGAAGAGAAGCAAAUGGAGCCUGUCGGCUUCCAGCAAUUGAAAGGACAGGAGGACAGUUUUACCCAGAGAGGUGGCAAAAGUCAAGCCAGCGUUGCAACCCCACGGCAAGUCUCUCCCGUAUGUGUGGAGGAGAUUGAUCGGCUUAACUUCAACCUGAAGAAAAUCCAAGUGGAAGCACAGCGGCUAAAAUCACAUUUCCAUGUCAAUGCCAUCUGUGAGGUCACUGGAAUGAUGCGUCGUAAUGCCAUUUGCGAAGUGUUGCGGGUGAAUCCGUCUGCGUUGGCUCAGGUUCCCGCCUCCAUGUAUCUGCCCAUUGCAGCCACAAGCUUCUGGUUGCAGGAGGCUGCACCAAAGCCUUCACAGCUUCACCUCCAGGCUUUGAUUUUGGGAAUGGUUUACGGAGAGCUGGUUUUGAUGGAGAAGAAUCAAAUUUCAAACUAUCAAAUUCCCGUCCCGAAAGACAAUUCGUUCGAGCGCCGCUUGAUUCGUCAGCUGGAUCAAAUUCGUUUGUCUUCGAGAGAUGCCAUGGAUAUCGCGGCGGCUCACGGUUUCAGCCAAUGGCAGGCCUGCCUCUGGAGUGCGCAAUGUCUGAAUCAGCUUUUGUUGCUGCCAUUCAAUGAAGUCCACUUCUCACACUUAUUCAGUGGGAGCAUGGUGCACAGCGUUCUCAACCUUCUAAAAAAGGGUCAUACAGUAGAUCAGAUGCUGCCCAAGUUUUCGUACGACGUUUACUCCAUCCUGCUACACGCCGUGAAGAACUGCAGCUUCAAACCUCAGCUUGCUUCAGUGAGAGGCGGCAGGGGGCGAGGUGGCGAGCGGGGGAGAAGAGGAAGAGGAAGAGGACGAGGAGAAGUGGGAGGAGGAAGAGGACGAGGGAGGAGAGGGACGGAGGGGAUAAGCAACCGCUUUGCAGUUUUAGGAAUUAAUGAGUAAGACAAGAAUAUUAUGAAAUGAUAUGUGACCAAAUGAGCGGCAACACAUUCCAUGGAAUUUCCAAAAUGCUAAGAAGCAAUUUUAUAAUUGUGUAUUCAUGAGUCAUCAUCGUUAUCUUCAGCUUCAGCUUGUGCCUUUUGAUCGAAAGAAGAAAAAAAACUACUGUAAUCACUUCAAACCGCAGUAUUAUUAAGAUCGUAAUAUUUUUAACUGAUGUAUGUUAUAUGAAAUUGAGCAUGUAUUGUAAUUCAUAGAGUCAAUGCCUAUGCAUUUUUUAAAGUUGUCAUUUUAAUUUGCAAUGUGUACAAAAAACAUGAUUUCUUUUACAAUUUUUUAAACAACAGACAAACAAAAGAUUAUUAAAAGU